Molecule: messenger RNA, 683 nt
Organism: Elaeis guineensis (African oil palm)
Lineage: Eukaryota; Viridiplantae; Streptophyta; Magnoliopsida; Arecales; Arecaceae
Product: acetyltransferase At1g77540
Source: RefSeq, a predicted model, not a curated record
GGGUCCAUCCGACGCCCGAAACGGGUCCAUCCGACUCGGGCCCAAAGACCUAUUAAGUUCCCGGCCGGCCCGUACCGAGUCCGAGCGUCGAUCGAAGCCGAGAGACGAUGGCGAAGGCGGCAGAGGGGGCUGUGGCUUCGCCGGCGAUCGUGUGGAACGAGAAGGACGGGAGGUUCGAGACGGAGGACAAGCAGGCCUUCCUCCAGUACCACCUCCGAGACGUCACUAUCCUCGCCGUCGAAGGAGGCCAAGCUAAGGAGAAGAAGAAGACGGCGAUGGACGUGGUCCACACCUACGUGCCCAGGAGCAAGCGGGGGUUGGGCCUGGCCGGCCACCUCUGCGUCGCCGCCUUCACCCACGCCCAGCGCAAUUCCAUGCUUGUCGUCCCUACCUGCUCCUAUGUCUCCGACACAUUUCUUCCUCGAAAUUCUUCAUGGAACUCACUUGUAUACAAUGAGGAGAAAAAAUCAUGUAUGUGAAAUUCUACAGUGUGCUUUUGGCUUUCUGGAAUAAAUGUUGCAUGUUAGUAGAACAUGUUUGUUGUCUUCUGUUAUUGAUGUUGAGACUAAAAUCUUAUAACUAGUCAAUUGUUUGUAUUCACUUCUGAGCCAAUUUUGUGACAAUAUAUUCUCAGCUUUUGGACAAACCAUUUAAUCCUAGUGAAUGAGUUCCUUUUGUAUUCA